CUUGCAACGUAAUAAGCUGUUUGUCAGAAAAUUCUGACACAACUUUCUCUCUCUUCCUUCUCUCUCACUUCACUUCUCCUUCCAACUUACAAUAGAAGUUAAUGGAGGCACUGCAGAAGCACUUCCGUGCCCAAAUCUCUUUUUAACACUUUUUUAUUCACACUGAAAAAGUAACAAAAGAACCUUUUUUCCUUCAUCAGACACAGACCCUCUAAAGAAAAAAAGGAAAAAAAGCUCUCAUGUGAAUGUGACUAUGGAAGCCAAGCCUCUUCGGAUUGUUCCCUCUUCACACAACACUUCCGGAGGUGGACCCCAGAAGAAGAUUGACAUGGGACACGCGAUGGAAGAUGGGGGUGUUGUUCAUCAGAGAAAGAGGGUUGUUAUGGUCAAAGAGGAGAAAGAGAACUCUUGUUGUUCCACUGUUGGACUUCUCCUCGGGGUUGAUGCUCAUUCUGCACCACAACCACAAGUGAUCACAGAAGCUCAGAGGCGUGAGCUUCACCAUCAAGUUUUCAUCUUCAACCAUUUGGCCUAUAAACCUUCUCCUCCUCAUCACCUUGUUCAAUUCCCGUCCAAUAUGCCAGAAUACAGUUUCCUGGGUUAUGAUCAUGGGAACAUGCUGGAUCAAGAACCUCAUAGGUGUAGGAGAACUGAUGGAAAGAAAUGGAGGUGUGGUAAGAACGUGGUGCCUGGUCAGAAGUACUGUGAAAGGCACAUGCAUAGAGGUCGAAACCGUUCAAGAAAGCCUGUGGAAACAUCUCAAGCUAACUCUUGUUUGACAACAAAGCCUUCUAACAAGUCACAUACCAUUAACAAACCAGCCUCAAGGACACAAUUCCAAAUUUCAAAUCCAAAACGUAAGGCCAUUCAACCUUAUGACACGCCUUCAAGUGCCACACCAAGGAGCCUCCGUGUUGCCAAUUGCUCUUCUGCUAAUAAUAGGUCGAAAAACAUUGUACGUUAUGCUGAGUACCUCACGCCGAUUUCUUCAGCAUCUAUGGCAUGCUCUGGCUCCACUCUUGCCACUGCAGUUGCUCCUAAGGUGGUGGCCACUUUCAGCACAGUGGCAGUGGCGGCCGUUGCUUCAGAUAACAAAAGUUGCUUGAAGAUAUGCCAGAAAGAUGACCAAUCCAAGAGCUGUAUCAGCAACAACAUCAGUGUUAGAAGUGGUGGGAAAGGAAGCAUUGUUGGUGAUACUAAUGGCAUCUCUACUGGAAUAGGCUUCUCCCCAAGGAGUGUUCUUCAAGCUUGCAAUCCUUCAUACCUCAAUGACAGAACCAACAUGGAGCCUGCACCCGGUAGGUGCCGGAGAACGGACGGAAAGAAGUGGCAGUGCAAGAGUGCUGUUCUUCCUGGUCAGAAGUACUGUGCCACACACAUGCACAGAGGUGCUAAAAAGCGGUUUGCAAACGUUAAACCAGCCGCCACCACCACUUGUUCCGGUGUUACCAUUGCACGGUUGCCUCACUCUUCAGCCACAACCAACGUGCAGAAAGCGCAUUGUGCAAUUCCAAAUACAAAUCUCUCCAUGUCAGUCCCAGCAAGUGCACCAUUCAGACAAUGUAUUGAGAAAAGUCCCAGUAGCAGUGACACUGAUACCACCAUCAGUGACACCUUGAAUGAGUGUAGCUAUGCUUCUUUCUAAGAAGCUGUUUUUUUUACCUUCUCGAAACCUUCAUGUUUACAUGAACAAGUAACUUGUUAACAUUUUGAGAUCAGUUAUGUGUGAAGUGAACAAUGAUCUCCAUGAAGAAAAAGAUGAACCAUGCGUUUUUUUUUUUUUUAAAUCAUGUUGUGAUUUCUGACAUUAUUAAAUGUGAUAGAUACUCAUGAGAUUUUCACAUCACAAAUUAUGUGAA
This is a messenger RNA of Cajanus cajan (pigeon pea), 1859 nucleotides long. RefSeq names its product growth-regulating factor 9. Gene Ontology annotation, biological process: regulation of DNA-templated transcription; DNA-templated transcription; developmental process. NCBI's taxonomy places the organism in Eukaryota, Viridiplantae, Streptophyta, Magnoliopsida, Fabales, Fabaceae. Gene Ontology annotation, cellular component: nucleus. Gene Ontology annotation, molecular function: ATP binding. The record is from RefSeq and is a predicted model, not a curated record.